AACAGCCCAUCAGCAGCUAUAUGUAGACAUGGGAUCGAGGGACUUGAAAGCAUGGAAAAAAACGCCUCCCUAGAAGCAUGUAGAAGUCCUCUCCUCUGUUUCUACUCUGAAGAAAGGUUUCAGAGGUGAAGUUUUCUGCAUACUGGAUCAGAAAAGCGCAAUGGAAGAUCGACUUCCUAAAGUAGACCGCUCAGAACUCAAUGCAGUGAUGGUAAUGCCACCAGAUUCUCACCACCACCACCACUUCCCAAGCUCUCCUAAGAAUUCUAUUCUUAACUUCCUUGACCCAAAAGCCGAGUGCCUGACAGAAUCCCCCCCUGUAGAACUAGAUGGCAUGGCCAAUACCUCCCAAGUGGUUCCACCACCCUCCUGCUCCUCCUCGUCGAGGAAUUCCUCUUCAUCUUAUCCACCCAUGGCUCCGAAACCUCCACCGCUCACCUUCUUCCUGCAGAAAGAAGCCCCAGUUGAGCCCUCCACCCUCCUCUCCCCCAGAAAGAUCCCUCUUUCCUCAGCACACCUCCAUAUAAACCUCCAAAUGCAUCAAAAACUUCAGAAGCCUGAAGGGCUACAACUUCACCGCCUUCACCACCAAGGUUCGAUCAAUUCACUCUCUUCCAUUGCGCUGGAAACACCAACAAAAGGUCGCCGAGGAGGGUCGACAACGGUGUCGUCCCACCGGCAGCAGCAGCAGCCGGCAGCGAAGCUGUUCCGAGGGGUGAGACAGCGACACUGGGGGAAGUGGGUGGCGGAGAUAAGGCUGCCAAGGAACCGGACGAGGGUCUGGCUGGGGACCUUCGACACGGCUGAAGAGGCUGCCAUGGCCUACGACAUGGCGGCCUACACGCUCAGGGGGGACUUGGCUCACCUCAACUUCCCUCACCUCAAGGACCAGCUUCGCGAUGCCGCCAGUGAAAAAUUCAGUCACCCCCAUGCCGCAACCGCUUCCCUCUUGGAGGCAAAGCUCAAGGCCUUCCGCAACUCCUCCUCCUCCUCUGCUUUCCCCUCGCUCGCUUCCAAUCAACCAAAACAACUGCCAGAAAAAGGCUCGUUGCGCAUGUGUCUUGGUGGAGAGUGCAUACCACCAGUUAAGAAACAGAAGAAAUCCGGCACCGACGAAGAAGCUGCCUCGACAUCCAUUACUAGUACUUGGAGCAACAAGAAGGAGCUGCCAUCAGAUGCUGGAGGCCGGAAAGCAGUGCAGCAAGAAUUAAUAACAUCGGCAGGGGAUGCUGAUGGAGUUCUGCUAAGCAGGAUGCCAUCUCUGGACAUGGAUAUGAUUUGGGAUUCUCUCCCCAUUGCAGCAGUAGACUCCUGAUUGUGUCCUCUUCUUUCUUGUUUCAAUGGUUAUCUGCUUCUUUUAUGCGGUAGUUUUUUAUUCUUCGAUUCAUGUGAGUUGAAUUUAAAAGAUCUGCGCUUUCUACCCAUUUGCCAUGACUUGAAUCAUUUUGCUCUCUGGACCUUCUUCAAGAGUUUGCCUUCUUAGCCACUAGCAAUUUGAUGCAUAAUGAGGAGGUCAAAGUGACAGCUUAAAUGGAGCCCAGCAAUAGAAUGGAAGUAAAAAACUGGUGCCUGAAGUGUGUACGGGUCUGGUUCGAUGUAUGUCAGAAUAAUGUUUCCUUGCAUUAGUAUUUUGUGAUUAUUUUGUUUAGGAGAGAAAGGCAGGUGCCAUUUACAGUCUCCACAAAUCUAUAUUGACAACCAGAGUUAAUUUA
Molecule: messenger RNA, 1712 nt
Organism: Phoenix dactylifera (date palm)
Lineage: Eukaryota; Viridiplantae; Streptophyta; Magnoliopsida; Arecales; Arecaceae
Biological process (GO): regulation of DNA-templated transcription
Molecular function (GO): DNA-binding transcription factor activity; DNA binding
Source: RefSeq, a predicted model, not a curated record